Molecule: messenger RNA, 6440 nt
Organism: Podarcis lilfordi (Lilford's wall lizard)
Lineage: Eukaryota; Metazoa; Chordata; Lepidosauria; Squamata; Lacertidae
Source: the annotation of a GenBank genome assembly
AUGGGAGAAGGAGGAAAACCCCAGAUCUCUGUGGAAAUAGAUGUAAAUGAUCAAGGUCAAGAAAAGCAUUAACCAUGAAAUGUAACCAACUCUCUCUGAAACAUUUAUAUUUUAAUUAUGAUUCUUCAAGAGUCAAGAUUUUUAUUUGCAGAUAAAUCUUGGGUGACUAUAAGGAUUGGAAAUUUCAGCAGCACUCUGGUAAAAAGCAAGAUAUUUCUCCAUGAAUUUGUCUCUUGGCCUACUGGCAUGAGCUCCAGAAUUGACCUAAACCCAAAUGAGUGUGGGAUGUGAUCAAACGUAGGUAUUUCUGAACAUCCAGAGCUUGCUAAACUAGUCCUAAUGGGCUUUCAGAAAGGCUCACAACAAAAGUGAUUGUGCAUCACUACAGAAAAUGCAGAAUAAGGAAGGCCCUUGCAGGUGAGGGGUGCAUAGCAUUAUAGGACAACAUAUUCCACAGUCAGAUUGAGGAGAUUAUCUCCUAUCUGCAGGAUGAAUUAGUAUAAUUCAUUCUGCUACCUUAUAUCGUGCUGCACGUGUACAGAUUCCAAGAAGGUGAUUGUUCCUUUUCUAACCUUUACUCUUAUACAGGAGAUUCUGUGAUAACGUCACAGAGGACAUAUGAAGAAAACAAAACAAAGGUCCAGGUAUGUAGGAUAAAUGCAGUUCUCCAUGAGUUGCGUAUCAGAGUUCUGAUCCAGAAGAUGAAAACUGUUACCGUGUAAAUAAGAUACAUUUGCUAGGCUUGUAAUGUUGGCUGCCUUGAAAAGUUGCUGUAGCUCAGUGGUGGCCAAACUCGGCCCUCCAGCUGAUUUGGGACUACAACUCCCAUUAUCCCUAGCUAACAGGACCAGUGGUCAGGAAUGAUGGGAAUUGUAGUCCCAAAACAGCUGGAUGGCCAAGUUUGGCCACCACUGCUAGCUGGAGGGGGCAGUUGCUGCUUCCCUCCCCAGCUGUGCCCCCCAUAUGUUUUUUAUAUUGUUACAAACCACUGCGAUAAAUCUUUAUGAUGUGACAGGACAUCAAUAUUUUUUAUAAAUAAAAUAAUUCUAAAAUAGUAGAUCUCGAGGUGCAAAAUAUAGGAUGCAUCUUAAUGCAUAUUCCAAUAACUUCAGUUUGGGUAGUGAGCUCACCACGCCCAGUCACUACUGAGCCCAUGUUUGAGAGUGUCUAAUCUGAAAAUGAUUUCCGGCUCAGGAGCUGUUGUUGGCAGUGUCACACUGAUUGACAAAUCAGCCCUGCAGGGGGUGGACUAGAUGACCCCCGGGGUCCCUUCCAACUCUACAAUCCUAUGAUUCUAGGAUAUGUGAGGACCCUCUGCCAGAAAGCAUUCAAUGUGCUCAUCUCUUGGUUGGAGAGGAGACAAAUUCUUCAUCUGCCUUAGUAUCCUACCCUUCCUUUGAAUUUAAGGACGCUUCUUGUGUCGUGUCCAAUAAUCCCCAGGGAUAAAUUUGAAAUGAGAUAGAUAGAUAGAUAGAUAGAUAGAUAGAGAUAUAGAUAGAUAUAGAUAGAUAGAUAGAUAGAUAGAUAGAUAGAUAGAUAGAUAGACUGAUAGAUUGAUAGAGUGAUCUAUGGCUAUUUCUCUUCCAGUUAUCCUGGAAGCAGCAGGUAGAUAGAAGCACACAGGAAAUUGAACUAACACUUUUAUUUAUUUAUUUCAUUCUGUUAAGAUGAUGGUUUUGCAGGACUAAUUAUUGAAAUGUGGGGUAGAAAAUAAAACUCCUCACAAUGUGACAGGCUUCCUGAUCUCAAUGAUUAAUGCAAACUCACUUCUGGAAGAAGAGAUGCAGCUGAUGUUCUCCAUUGUGUCUGUCUGCACAUUCUAUAUUAAUCUGUUGCAUUACAAUGAAGUGCUCUACUGAUCAGUAACAAAUUGGUAUGACGACACUUCUUUUAAUAGCUCUGUGGUUUUUGUAAUCCUGCAAAAUGAAAUGGCAAAGAGUCAGUGCAAGCAGACAGGAGUAUUAGCCGCAACAUUGAUUUAUUCAGUAAUAGAAAGAAACAGAUCUUAUUUUGAAGUCUGAUUUGGACCUUAGAGUGAAAAGAGAGUUCAGCUCUCUUUGAAAUGAUGAGAGGAACACCUAAAUGAUUACCUUUGCAAGCAUUCCCCCCCCCUGUAGUGUAUCAAGGUAUUUAGGUAGCUGAGGUCGAUUAUGUGUAUAUCCUUUCCCCAACCUUACUUAAAGCCACAAUCACUUUAUUACUCAAUAACUGAAGGAUUUUUCAAUUAAAAAAAAUCUUUGACAGUGAUGUCACAGCAACAUCAUUUCUUCAGUUGAAGCAAUUCCAAUUAAAUGAUGUUAUUAUUUAAAAAAUGUGCUGUUUCUUAAUUCAUUGAUAGUUUCUUUCGUACAUCCAGCUGAUGCCAAAACAUGUUCCUUCAGAAGAACAGUAUUUAUUCACUAGACAAGAUGCUUUUUUAAAAAGGAUUCUGAAUAUUGAAACAUCUGUCUUUGUUACCAGAGUAUGGCGGAUCCUCCUUUAGAAAAUCCAGAAUCAAAAUUAAGGAACAAAAUGUCUGAGUCUCUCUCUCUCUCUCUCUCUCUCUCUCUCUCUCUCUCUCUCUCUCUCAUACAGCCACAGGGAAUCUCAGUAGGGAACAAGGCUACACUAUGAGAGGAAGAUGGGGUUAAUCAUUUAUUUGCUUCCACAUAAGAAUAGCUCCCCCCCCCAACCACUUUAUGUCCUAGGUGGAAAAAGGUCAUAGGACCACAGGAAGCAUACUCUCCAACAUUUCUCCAAUGAAAAUAGGGCCUAUCCAACAACAACAUUUAUAUUUAUACCCCAUCCAUUAGACUGGGUUGCCUCCAGCCACUCUGGGCGACUUCCAACAUUUAUUAAAACAUAAUAAAACAGUAAACAUUUAAAAACUUCCCUAAAUGGAGCUGCCUUCAGAUGUCCUCUAAAGGUUGUAUAGUUACUUAUUUGCCUGGCUUACAUAACUCCAUACCCUCCAGCAUUGUCUUAAUGAAAUGUGGAAUAUUCCAGGAUCAAAUCAGAAACUAGGAUGGCUUCUGUAAAUCCAGUACUGUCCCUAGAAAAUAGGGUAAAGUUAGAGGGUCUGCUUUUAGCUUGGUAUUGUCUAUAUUAGGGGUCAGCAAACGUUUUCAGCAGGGGGGCGUUCCACUGUCCUUCAGACCUUGUGGGGGGCCAGACUAUAUUUUGAAAAAAAAGAAAGAACGGUUUUCGCCCACCCGCAAAGAGGCCUGAAGAUGCUUCGCUUUACCUGUCCCAGUUGUCGUCCCAAUAGCCACAGCUGGGCUUCUCCAGCCAGCCAGGUGCCGUGGCAGGGUAGGAGGAUGUGUUGGCCGGUGAAGACAGAAGCAGUAGCCCUGGCGGAGGAGCCAUGGAUGGAGGUAGGGGAACUGGGGGGUCGCCGGAGCUUUUACUCACCACCUGCUGCUGCUGCUUCCUGAGAGGCACUGCGGAGAAGAAGACAGAGCCGCCCGCCAACCCGCAAGUGGCUGCCGCGGCCGGCGCAACAACCCGCCAGAACGCCAUGGGAGGAACGAAGGAAGGAGGGAGGCAGGCAGGCAGCAACGAAGGAAGUGUGCAAGGAAGCGGUGCAGGAAACAGGCACAGAGAAGGAAGGAAGGGCAGACUGAGGGAGAGGGAGGAGGAACAGGAAGAAAAUGCAGCAGCAGUUGGCAGCCGAUGUCACAUGCCCCCUUCACAGUGCUGCCCUGCUGAGGCGGGCAGGCGGGCGAGCCAACUCCCACCGUCAACAUAGCCUGGCGUCGGACAAGAUUGGUCCGUCCCUGAGGAGAAAAGCGCUGCCAUGUGAGGGAGAGGGAGAGAGAAAAAAAAGACGCACUGGUGAUCCAAGCAAUGGCGAUCCACGCAGCAAUUCCUGGACCAUCCACAGGCCUGAUCUAGAAGGCAAUUGGGCCUCAUCCAGCCCGUGGAUCUUAGUUUGCUGACCCAUGGUCUAUAUACUAACUGGCAGUGGUUUUCCACGAUUUUGAGCAGGGUUUUCUGGCAGCCAUACUUUAAAAUCCCAUCAAAAUAAAAGUUUCUCCCUCCUCCCUCCACUCAAAGAACUUUAGCCAAAGUCACGCAAAAAAGCAGCCCAAUGAUUUUUAACCAGGCAGAACCUCCCAGCACUGUGGAACUGACACAGAGAAGGCUCCGUCUCUCGUGCUCAUGUCUCAAAUCUCUAAAGAUGGUACUGAGAGCAAAGCUGCUAAUUUGCAGACACUGGUCUUCAGUCGAAAUGGUAGAGCUCAGAUCCAAUUUUAUUGUGUCAGCAAGACCUAGGAGCAGGCAGUAAGAGGCCCUGCAAACUUUCCCGGUGAAAAGCUAUCAUGGCCCAGCUUUCUGCCACCUUUGCAAAUGUUAAGCAGAACUGAAGCACUAAGCUCUUAAGACUAGCACAAAAGGCACAUCAUGUGGGGACGUUGACUGCAGUUCAUUUUGUUAUCUCUGCUGUGCUUUAUGAUCACAUUAGUCUUGAUCAGCUUUCAGGACAGUGGCACUUGCUUAACUGUAGCUGCAAAGUCAUUAGUGCAUAUGAAAUGGAUUUAAGGUUUCAGGAAAGCUCGAACGAUAGCAUUCCAAGGGCAAAAAUGUAAUUUCCUCCCAAACGUCUGCUCAUUUCCUCUGCCAUUGUGCAUUGCAUGAAACAAUACAGGAUUCGACGCCGAUACUGUGCUUUGCAAGCGUAGGAGGAUCUCAAAAUUGAUCAUAUCAGAGUGUGACAAACAAUUCAUGAGUCAUGACUCUGGUCAGAUAUGCACCAGAAACCGUACAAAAAACCCUCACAAAUACAACAAAAUCACAAGCACAGGGCGGAGGGGAGCUAGAAACACAGCUUGCACUCCUUUUAACUUUUAGAUAGUUGCAUUUUCAGUCCGGUUCAAAUAAGAAUUAUAGAGAGAAAGCAUCACUAAAAAUCGCUCGGAGCAAAUGAUUUUUUAAAAAAACAGUCAUAAUAAGCAAUUUCAUUUACUAAAGGCACACUUGGGAAUGCCACAGAAGCAGCUCGACAUAUUGUCCAGUUCUCUGAAUUGCUGCUGCUAAUCGAAGCUACAAUACACAAUACAAAAGCAUUUAUUUGCUUCUAAAAGUUCUCGACGUGCCACAAAUUACUAUUUUGCCGAUUUCCUUUCUCUCCCUUCCCUGCCUUGUACCCAGAUAUUUCACUGACCACAUGAACGCUGCGCUUGCCAACUCACUUUUAAAAUUAUUAAUCUGAAGAUUGGGGUGCGGACUUUGUACAGACAUAGCUCAGCUGCUUGAGGAUAAAUAUCAGCUACAAACAAACUAGAUGGUAUCUGCUGGAAAUCAGAUGUCCCUGUGUUAAGAAAAGCUAUUCAAAAUCAGGCUGUUGCCUUUUCUGCCAUUAGUAAAGCUCACCAAUCUUCUUCUUCUUUGGCGAUCACUUUUAGCCGAGUAAGAUUGUCUUCCACGAACAUGAUAUUAACAGUGAGUUUGUAAGUGACUGUGGAGGCCAAUUCUGGAUCCACACGUCUUUCCACAGUGGGGACAUAGGUUUCUGGGUGGGAGUUGAUCACAGUGAGGGUUUACCAAAUGUGCUUUCUUCUUAGCACGUUUCUCCCUUUCGUCCCAAGUUCGAGCGUCUUCAAAGCCCAUGACACCUUUGGUAAAGGCUGUUCUCCAAUUGGAGCACUCACAGGCCAGUGUUUCCCAGUUGUUGGUGUUUAUACUAUAUUUUUCUAGAUUUCCUUGAGAGAGUCUUUAAACCUCUUUUGUUGAUGCUUUCUAUUUUUAAGUUUGGAAUAAAUUAUAGUCCCCCCAAAAGAGGUCAUCUUAUACAUGGGGUCUUAUAGAUAGAAAAGUACGGUAAUUUUGUCACUACCACCACCGUGAUGACACCCGGGGUGGACCGCGCCCCCUUCAUCUGCCCCUGGCAGGGAGCCAGGCGCCUGCUGAUAUCUCUGUUUUCUUUUCGUGGAAGGAGCCUUUCCCCAACGUUUACCUUAUUCUGGCCAAAUCCCUGGAGAGACGUGACAAACCUCCGGCACUGGGACAUGGGGAAAUACCUUUUGGGAGUCGUAGGAACACUUUCCCCACCUGCGGCUUCUCACAACUUCUUUCAGAAACAUUGCUCCCCCAAACCGAGGAGGCUGAGCGUAGCCAUCACGGCUAGUUGCCUUGGAUAGGCCUCUAAAUGUUUGGUGCGGCUGAGGCAGCUGAAUGUGCGUCUGAGCUGACGUUCUGUCUGUAGGUUUUGGCCAGUCACAGCCCAUUCCCUGCUUCGUCCACAGGGCCACGACUCCAGGGAUCAGGCUCCAGCUCCAGUUCCCAGGAUGAAGAAUCAGAGGGCAUCCCAGCGGUUCCCAGCUGCCACCCCUCACGCCUCUUCCCCACUGCCCCUUAUCCAUGCAGGAAAUCUGUGCACUAGAGAACAUUUUAAACAAAAGCGAAACUCCAUCAUCCGUGGCAUCCCAGUCUUGCCUUUCUGGAUUGUAUUGUCCUUCUAA